UCUGUGAGACUGUGAGUAAAAUGAAUAUUCUCCAGAAGAUAGAUGAACCGCAACAUGUUUUAGAAUUUGAAUAAGGAAAAACAUUAAAUAAAGUAUAUUUAACUAACACUAUGAGUUGUUUAACAAGAGCUUUUGAAAGAUUAAUAUUGUCAGAAUUGAAAAUUGUACCAAAAAUUUUGGGCAAUGUAAGGUAUAAAGUAAAAUAUGUAGAAAAACCACAGAUUGGACAUGGAAAGGCAUUCCGAAGAAUAAUUCAUUUCCCGGAAGAAUAUACAGUAAAACCUUUAGAUGUAACUAACUUGGGUGGUAGAGAUCCUAAAAGUGGUAGGGUUGUUGUUAAAGGAAUUGGUGGUGGCAUAAAACAUAAAUACCAUUGGAUUGAUUGGAAACGAGAAGGCCCUUCUGAGGGAGUGCCACAAAUCGAAAAGGUCAUUAAAAUUAUAAAAGAUGGAUGUAGGACAGCACAUAUUGCGUUAGUAGCACAUGAAGAUAAAUUAAAAUAUAUUCUUGCAACAGAAAAUAUGAAAGCAGGGGAUAUCAUUCGAACAUCAUGCUAUAUUCCUCGUAUACCAGUGCGUCCCAAUGAAGGAGAUGCCUAUCCUUUGGGUGCAUUGCCCAUAGGUACACAAGUUCACUGUGUGGAAAAAUAUCCCGGACUCGGUGGUUUUUUGGUUCAUUCAGCCGGAACCUGUGCCACUAUCUUGCGAAAAGCUCCAAAUGAUCAUAUAGUAAUUAUGAUGCCUAGUAAACGAGAAUUUAGUUUACCAGCAAUUUGUAUGUGUACAGUUGGUAGAUUAAGUAAUGUAGAACACAGUAGCACUCCUAUUGGAUCAGCUCAAAGAAAUAGGGAACUUGGGAACCGUCCACGAUCUGGUUUAUGGCAAAGAAAGAAAGGUAUCCACGGAAGAAAACUUAGAAGACCUCCACCUGUAAAAACAAUAGUAGCAAAGCAGUUAGAUGAUACAGAAACAAUUACUUUGUCGUGUGAUAGACCUUUUGUUAAAACUCUUUUUAACCAAUUUCAUACUAAUUAAAUUCUUAAUGUAUGUCUUAUAUAGGUUUUAAAUAAAACUAUAUACAAAAG
This is a messenger RNA of Anoplophora glabripennis (Asian longhorned beetle), 1084 nucleotides long. RefSeq names its product 39S ribosomal protein L2, mitochondrial (gene mRpL2). Gene Ontology annotation, biological process: cytoplasmic translation. Lineage: Eukaryota; Metazoa; Arthropoda; Insecta; Coleoptera; Cerambycidae. Bases 111 to 1034 code for a protein of 307 amino acids. The record is from RefSeq and is a predicted model, not a curated record. The transcript has 3 exons. Gene Ontology annotation, molecular function: structural constituent of ribosome; RNA binding. Gene Ontology annotation, cellular component: ribosome.